GUGUGAGAAACUAAAGUCUUUUCGCCGGGUUCUCAGAGCAUCUUCGCACACGUUGACUUGAUCAUCGCCGAUCAACAACGACGUGUCUGUAACGCAUCAGGAAUCACCUGCAGCCAUGUGUUAUUCCCGCCCGGGAUCCUUGGCUCCCCGUUCCACACUCCUUCGGCGUCAUUUUGAAUGAAGAGGGGUCAGUCCCGUGCCCCGUGUAGCCGGCGAGCUUGUGUAAGCUCCUAGAUGGGGUAAUGCGGAGUAGUCGUGCAGAUGCCGGCUUCAAAAACAAUGUGAUCUGCUCAAUGACUGACACUCGGAACUUGACCUUUGCUCAGUCUCGUCCUAGACCUUCUGCACUUAUUCAAUUAUGGCUUUCCGUACACCAGCUAGGACAUUCUUGACAGCCUCGUCAAAGCUUGUAGUCGCACCACGAGUCGCAGUGCCAACCUGCAAUCAAGUUCGAAGAUAUGCUACACCGAAGAUGGACCAACAAAACCGCACCGCAAUCGUCACCGGCUCAGCACGCGGAAUCGGCAAAGCAAUUGCCCUCCGCCUUGCCCAUGACGGCUACGACAUCUGCGUAAACGACAUCCCUGCAAACCAAUCAGAAGCGGACGCCGUAGCCUCAGAAAUCAAGAGCAUGGGCCGAAGCGCAAUUGCCGUCGCAGCAGACGUCUCCAACCUCUCAGAAGUGCAGAGACUAGUCCAGACCAGCGUCGAUGAGCUAGGACCUCUGAACACGAUGGUAGCCAACGCGGGCAUCGCGCAGGUCAAGGCGCUGCUAGAUCUAACGGAGCAAGAUCUGAAGCGGAUGUUUGACAUCAACGUUUUUGGCGUCUUUAAUUGCUACACCACCGCCGCCAAACAAAUGAUCAAGCAAGGCUCCGGCGGCAAGCUCCUCAGCGCCGCCUCCAUCGUAGCCUUCAAGCCCUUCGCCCUGCUUAGCCACUAUAGCGCCUCCAAAUGGGCUGUGCGCGGCAUGACGCAGGCGUUCGCCAUGGAGAUGGCCGAGCACAAGAUCACUGUCAAUGCGUACGCGCCGGGUAUUGUGGGUACGGCGAUGUGGGAUCUCAUUGACGAGGAGCUGGGGAAGAAAACGGGGGCAAAGAAGGGCGAUACGAUCAAGAAGUAUACGGGGGAGUUGAUUGCGCUGGGGAGGACGAGCGUGCCUGAGGAUGUGAGUAAUACGGUGAGCUUUUUGUGUUCCAAGGAUUCGGACUACAUGACCGGACAGACGAUCGUCAUCGACGGUGGCAUCAUUUUUACAUAGUAAGUAGGC
Paraphaeosphaeria sporulosa is the source of this 1270-nucleotide messenger RNA. Its product is annotated as 3-oxoacyl-reductase. The record is from RefSeq and is a predicted model, not a curated record. Bases 359 to 1261 code for a protein of 300 amino acids. Lineage: Eukaryota; Fungi; Ascomycota; Dothideomycetes; Pleosporales; Didymosphaeriaceae. Gene Ontology annotation, molecular function: oxidoreductase activity, acting on the CH-OH group of donors, NAD or NADP as acceptor. The transcript has 3 exons.